AAAUACCAAAUAAUUGAGCUGUAUCUGUGAAGCCAUUUUAGGUUUACUCCGUAUUAGUUUGGCGGUAUUAAGUUUAAAGGCGGAUUUUGAGCAGAUGGAAGACUUUCAGAAAAUAGAAAAAAUUGGCGAGGGCACUUACGGUGUUGUCUAUAAAGGCCGGAAUAGGCUUACUGGUCAAAUAGUUGCUAUGAAAAAGAUUCGUUUGGAGUCGGACGAUGAAGGCAUUCCUUCCACUGCUAUAAGAGAAAUUUCCCUUUUGAAGGAACUAAAACACCCUAAUAUUGUCUGCCUUGAGGAUGUUCUGAUGGAAGAAAAUCGACUAUAUUUAAUUUUUGAAUUUUUAUCUAUGGACUUGAAAAAAUAUAUGGAUUCUUUACCUCCUGAAAAACCAUUAGACAGCGAUCUGGUACGAAGCUACCUGUAUCAAAUAACGAGUGCAAUACUCUUUUGCCACCGAAGAAGAGUAUUGCAUCGCGAUUUAAAACCACAAAAUUUGCUAAUUGAUAAAAACGGAAUAAUUAAAGUGGCCGAUUUUGGGCUUGGACGAUCUUUUGGAAUACCAGUCCGUAUAUAUACGCAUGAAAUUGUAACACUAUGGUAUCGUGCACCUGAAGUUCUGCUAGGGUCUCCGCGGUAUUCGUGUCCCGUAGACAUAUGGUCAAUUGGAUGCAUAUUUGCGGAAAUGGCAACCAGAAAACCACUUUUCCAAGGAGAUUCGGAAAUCGAUCAACUAUUUAGAAUGUUCAGAAUAUUGAAGACCCCAACUGAGGAAAUAUGGCCUGGCGUAACAUCACUUCCUGACUAUAAGAAUACAUUUCCUUGUUGGUCAACCAAUCAAUUGCCCAAUCAACUGAAAAAUUUGAACAACGACGGUAUUGAUUUAAUUCAAAAAAUGCUCAUUUAUGACCCUGUUCAUCGUAUAUCUGCAAAGGAUAUACUUGAACAUUCAUACUUUGAUGGUUUCGAUACGAAAUUAAUAAAUUGUCAAUAAAUAAAUAAUAGUAAGAUAUAAGCAAGUAAUAAAAACAAUAUAAUAUACCA
Molecule: messenger RNA, 1041 nt
Organism: Musca domestica (house fly)
Lineage: Eukaryota; Metazoa; Arthropoda; Insecta; Diptera; Muscidae
Product: cyclin-dependent kinase 1
Exons: 3
Coding region: 95-991 (298 amino acids)
Biological process (GO): G2/M transition of mitotic cell cycle; mitotic G2 DNA damage checkpoint signaling; protein phosphorylation
Cellular component (GO): nucleus
Molecular function (GO): cyclin-dependent protein serine/threonine kinase activity; ATP binding; RNA polymerase II CTD heptapeptide repeat kinase activity
Source: RefSeq, a predicted model, not a curated record